AUGAUCAAGCUUGUCGAUAAACACCCAGAGCUUGGGGUGGUCCGGGAUGCAGACUGCCUCGAUACGAUUGGGGCUAUUGGCAUCGGCCGAGUGUUUGAGGACGGCUAUGCCAAGACGACGAGAUCGCUCGGAGGCACUUUGAAGCACUUUGAUGAGAAGCUCCUGCAUCUGGUGCCGCUCAUGAAGACGCGGGACGGCCGAAAAAUGGCCGAGAAGCGGACGAAGCGCCUGCGCCAGUUUAAGCAGUGGUGUGACGAAGAAAACGAAAUCACUAUACCCGUGCCUCGCGAAUAA
Molecule: messenger RNA, 294 nt
Organism: Akanthomyces muscarius
Lineage: Eukaryota; Fungi; Ascomycota; Sordariomycetes; Hypocreales; Cordycipitaceae
Exons: 1
Coding region: 1-294 (97 amino acids)
Source: RefSeq, a predicted model, not a curated record